Molecule: messenger RNA, 1445 nt
Organism: Suncus etruscus (white-toothed pygmy shrew)
Lineage: Eukaryota; Metazoa; Chordata; Mammalia; Eulipotyphla; Soricidae
Gene: GNB3
Product: G protein subunit beta 3
Exons: 10
Coding region: 87-1109 (340 amino acids)
Biological process (GO): G protein-coupled receptor signaling pathway
Cellular component (GO): cytoplasm; heterotrimeric G-protein complex
Molecular function (GO): protein binding; signaling receptor complex adaptor activity
Source: RefSeq, a predicted model, not a curated record
GGAGUGCAGCAGUGCCCAAGAAGCCGAAGCAGGAAGGCUGGGAGCGGUCCAGUGAGAGCCCAAAAAUCAUCCUCCACCUGUCAGCCAUGGGGGAGAUGGAGCAGCUGCGGCAAGAAGCAGAACAGAUCAAGCAGCAAAUUGCAGAUGCCAGGAAAGCCUGUGCUGACAUCACUCUGGCAGAGCUGGUGUCGGGCCUGGAGGUGGCUGGACGGGUCCAGAUGAGAACACGGCGGACAUUGAGAGGGCAUCUGGCCAAGAUCUAUGCCAUGCACUGGGCCACUGACUCCAAGCUGCUGGUAAGUGCCUCGCAGGACGGGAAACUGAUCGUAUGGGACACCUACACCACCAAUAAGGUGCAUGCCAUCCCUCUGCGCUCCUCCUGGGUCAUGACUUGUGCCUACGCCCCGUCGGGGAACUUCGUGGCCUGCGGGGGGCUGGACAACAUGUGCUCCAUCUACAGUCUCAAGUCACGGGAGGGGAGCGUUAAGGUUAGCCGGGAGCUCUCUGCGCACACUGGUUAUCUCUCCUGUUGCCGCUUCCUGGAUGACAACAACAUUGUGACCAGCUCAGGGGACACCACCUGUGCCCUGUGGGACAUUGAAACCGGGCAGCAGAAGACGGUGUUUGUGGGCCACACUGGCGACUGCAUGAGCCUGGCUGUGUCUCCCGACUUCAAGCUCUUCAUCUCAGGGGCCUGUGACGCCAGCGCCAAGCUCUGGGAUGUGCGGGAGGGCACCUGCCGGCAGACAUUCACUGGCCACGAGUCGGACAUCAACGCCAUCUGUUUCUUUCCCAGUGGGGAGGCCAUCUGCACUGGCUCAGACGAUGCCUCGUGCCGCCUGUUUGACCUGCGUGCUGACCAGGAGCUAGCCGUCUACUCCCAUGAAAGCAUCCUGUGUGGGAUCACAUCCGUGGCCUUCUCCCUCAGUGGCCGCCUGCUCUUUGCUGGUUAUGACGACUUCAACUGCAACAUCUGGGACUCCAUGAAGAGCGAGCGUGUGGGCAUCCUCUCUGGCCACGACAAUAGAGUCAGCUGCCUGGGGGUCACUGCUGAUGGCAUGGCUGUGGCCACAGGCUCGUGGGACAGCUUCCUUAAAAUCUGGAACUGAUAUGGCCGGAAAUGGGGGGACUAAAGAAGACAAUCAAGUGUCCCCUCUGCUCUUCCUCCCAAUUGCUUAAAAGCAUUUCAUCCUCUAGCCUGCAGCUGCCAUUCCCAGCCAGUAUCCUCCUAGAGAAUAGUGGAGACUCUGGGCAGGGUGUCUUUUGGGGGCAGCAUCAGGAGCAUUGGGCACACAGCUGCCCUGGCUCCUCCCAAGACUUCUGCUUUCUAUGUUCCUGAUAGUGUCACCCUUGAGGAAGGACAUCCCAAGCAUCCCAGCCCUUGACAUGCCUCUAGGGCUAGGACUCCUCCGCCAGCAUGGGGUGGCCCAAACAGGAUGCUCAAA